This is a messenger RNA of Aspergillus oryzae RIB40, 975 nucleotides long. RefSeq names its product amidohydrolase family protein. The coding region runs from base 1 to 975 and encodes 324 amino acids. Lineage: Eukaryota; Fungi; Ascomycota; Eurotiomycetes; Eurotiales; Aspergillaceae. The transcript has a single exon. Gene Ontology annotation, molecular function: hydrolase activity. The record is from RefSeq and is a predicted model, not a curated record.
AUGGGCAGCAUAACCACCGAGCACAAGAGCAGCUUCCCAAAGAAGCCCGUCCCAUCAGGUGCAUGGGACACCCAUCACCAUAUCUUCGAGCCGGACCGCUUCCCCUUCGCAGAAGGUCGACACUUCACACCAGCACGCGCCUCGCUAGAGGAUUUGCAGAAGUUCGAAAAGUCAAUCGGAGUCGAUCAUGUCUGUAUUGCCCACGGCCUCUCCUACGGACCUGACUGCAAGUCCCUUCUCUACUACCUGAAACAAUUUCAGGGCCAGGCACGGGGAAUUUGCGUGUUAGACUUGGACACUGUUUCAAAUGAGCUUCUAGACGAAUAUCACGCGGCGGGUGUGCGCUCAGUUCGGCUCGACUUUUUCCGCCACAAGGCCAUGGACAACGUCCAGAUUCAAGCGGAGUUGAUGGAAGCUACGGCCCAACGGCUGGCAAAAUGGGGAAAGCCAGGAUGGAGCAUUCAGAUUCAGCAACCCCAUCUUGAGUUCUGGCCUCGUCUACGAGACGUGGUGGACAGGUCUCCGGUGCCGGUUGUGGUGGAUCAUUGUGCCUUGAUUGCUGGUAGUAGCUACCGAGUCAAUGACUAUGUCACCAAUAUACAGGAUGGUUCCUAUCUAGCAGAAGGUGAACGUAUUGAUCUUGCAGCGCUUUGUGAGACACUCCGAAACGGUAAUCUAUGGAUGAAGAUCUCCGCUCCUUACCGAUGUUCAAAUCUGGCGCCAGGCUAUGAUGACCUCCGGUGGUUGGUGAGGCGUUUUGUGGAUGCUAACCCGAGGCGAGUGGUUUGGGGAAGCGAUUGGCCCCACACACAGCGACAUAAGGAUCGGGUCGGUAAAAGCUCGAGUAGUGAGGAGGCUUUUCUUCAGAUUGACGAUAAGGCCUGGAUUGAGUCUUUGAGCAAGUGGAUGUCGGAGGAUGAAUGGCAGCUUUUGUGGGUGGAAAACCCGGCUACGCUAUAUGAUUAUCAUGAAUAG